Molecule: messenger RNA, 1017 nt
Organism: Asterias rubens (European starfish)
Lineage: Eukaryota; Metazoa; Echinodermata; Asteroidea; Forcipulatida; Asteriidae
Product: ankyrin repeat domain-containing protein 40-like
Exons: 4
Coding region: 124-864 (246 amino acids)
Molecular function (GO): protein binding
Source: RefSeq, a predicted model, not a curated record
UAAAACAAAAGUAGUAAAAUCUAACAUUACACGUCAUAUUGCUCCACGGGACACCACAAUUUCUGUAAAUUCAUAUAUAAUCUCUUAACUAAAUUCGUUGUAUUUUAAUAUAAACAGUAAAGAAUGGAUGACAGGAAAGAAUUGGAGGAAAAGCUUCGGGAGGCAGCCAGCAUUGGAGAUCAAAAUACGCUGGAAAAAAUGCUCAAACUCGGUGUAAACGUGAACGCAAAACACCGCAUAAACGGAUGGACAGCGUUACACUGGGCCAGCAAACGAGGGCAUCCAACUAUUGUGAGAUUCCUUUUGGAAAAUGGAGCAGACCUAACAUUGACCAACGGCAAAGGGGAAACUGCUGCUCAACUCACAGACAAAGAAGAUAUCCACUCAAUACUUGGAGGCAAACCAGAAGUUCUAGCAAACGCUUCUCCGUUACCAAUCACGCCUAACUACAUACAGAACCCGCCUUUUCCUUACUUAUCCACGACAAAUGGAACUGUCCCAAGCCCUGCAAGUCACGUCAGCAACAAGCAACCAAUCACAGACAGGGUUACAAACUUACCCCAGUUUAAUCACUCAGAAGAGCUGGUCCUCAAGGUACGAGUAGCCAAUUCAUCAGAGACAGAUUUUAUCGAGAUAGAGCUUGACCGCAACGAGCGAACCUUGGCCAACCUUGUCCUCACAUGCUGUCGAGAGCUGAACUGUGAACCGCAAUCCAUUAUCAAGCUCCGCAAACUUCCAAACACCAUCAUCCGUAAAGACAAAGACGUGUGGAGACUAACAGAUUUCCAAGAGUUGGAGUUGGUGCUACAGAAGUUCACGGGAAAUACGCGGAUUCAAGAUGCCUUCCAAACACUGAUAUACUGAUACUAGAUUGUGCUAUUUAAGAUCAAAUUAUUGUCUCUGAUCAAAUUAUUGUCCCCGGGUUUGUAGACAUGUUGCCUUGAAUCGAUCGAGUUGGUCCAUGAAAAGCGUUUGAAACCGUUUGUUUUGAAAUCGUUAUAAUUAGAAAGAUGUUUU